This is a messenger RNA of Nelumbo nucifera (sacred lotus), 2318 nucleotides long. Lineage: Eukaryota; Viridiplantae; Streptophyta; Magnoliopsida; Proteales; Nelumbonaceae. The record is from RefSeq and is a predicted model, not a curated record.
UGUGCGUGUGAGGAGCAGAUCCGGUCCGGUCUCUGAUGUCUUUUACCACGUUUUUUCGUCCUUCAACCACUUCACUUCAACAAGGUCUAUAGACUCUGUUCUGUUGUUAAAUACAAAGGACGGACAGCUUCUGUCAAGUAUUCAUCUGACUUCAUCAAUCAUUCUCGUCAAGGUAGACGGCACGUCGUCCGCACCAAAACCAAUCCCAUCCAUCCAUAUCAUCCAGUCAACUUUGGUCUAGACUGGCCUCGUCACUCGUAAAUUCUAGAGACGACCCACCCCAUCAUGUACUUCUCCUUCUCAAAUUAUAUCAUAUCUUCCCUCCUAUAUAUAUAAACGCAUCAUCAAUCGAUUUCACCAACCAGUCUAGAGACUCUAGACUUAAUUAACAUUCAUUGAUGAUCAUUAUCACCAUCUUCAUCUUCAGCUCUACCCAGUAGAAUAGUACUCUUCCACCCUCCAUGACCAUGGCCAUUCCCAUCCCUCCUUCUGACCUGCUUUUCACCUUUAAGGAGGGACGACACUACAGGUACAGCUCGCUCGACGCGUUGCAGUCCAGAAAGCCCAAUCUGCUGGCAGCGGUUUCCGCCCAGAACUCGCCAUUUUUAGGCUUUGAUUCCUCCAGAGAGCUUUUCGCUACCAGGAGGCCGGCGGCGGUGAUUGCUGGGGUCUUGUCUAGGACGACAAACGAUGACUACUCCAUGUCGUCGAUCAUCACCGAGCUUCAAAGAGAGAGGUUGCAAGAAGAAGAACAAGUGGAGGAAGAGGAGGUUACAACAGCGACGCGACCCAAGAGACGCAUAGCAGACUUCUGGCGUGAGAUCCAUGGCCAAGGCGACUGGACUGGUAUGCUCGACCCAAUCGAUCCCCUCUUGCGCUCCGAGCUCAUUCGCUACGGGGAGAUGGCACAAGCUUGCUACGACGCCUUCGACUAUGACCCUUCCUCCAGGUACUGUGGCAGCUGCCGAUUCAUGCGUCGCAAAUUCUUCGACUGUCUGGGGAUGGCCAACUUCGGCUACGACGUUUCUCGCUACCUCUACGCCACCACCAACAUCAACCUCCCCAACUUCUUCAAGAAGUCUCGGUGGCCCAAGGUCUGGAGUCGGAACGCCAACUGGAUCGGCUACGUCGCUGUUUCUAACGACGAGACCUCGGCGAGCCUCGGCCGCCGUGACAUAACCAUCGCCUGGAGGGGCACCGUGACACGGCUCGAGUGGAUCGCCGACCUGAUGGACUUCCUCCGGCCGGUUUCCUCCGACAAGAUCCCGUGCCCCGAUCCGUCCGUCAAGGUCGAGUCGGGGUUCCUGGACGUCUACACGGACAAGGACGAAACGUGUCGGUUCUGCAAGUACUCGGCCCGGGAGCAGAUCCUAAGCGAAGUCAAGAGGCUGACGCAGCAGUACCCAGACGAGGAGCUGAGCAUAACCAUGACCGGCCACAGCCUGGGUAGCGCGCUGGCGAUGCUGAGCGCUUAUGACAUAGCAGAGACGGGCGUGAACGUGACGGGGGACGGCCGGGCAGUUCCGGUAACGGUUUUCUCGUUCUCGGGACCGAGGGUCGGGAACGUGAGAUUCAAGGAGCGGGUGGAGAGGUUGGGGGUGAAGGUGCUGAGGGUGGUGAACGUUCACGACACGGUGCCCAAGGUUCCGGGAAUACUGUUCAACGAGCAUGUGCCGGAGUUGGUGCACCGGUUGGCGCAGUGGUUGCCGUGGUGUUACUCGCACGUCGGAGUAGAGCUCACGCUGGACCACAAGCACUCUCCCUUCCUCAACGGCACUGGCGAUCCCUCCUGCUUCCACAACCUGGAGGCUCUGCUGCAUUUGCUCGACGGGAAUUAGGAAAUGCUAAAAUGGAGAGAAGGAACCCAAUACACAAAGAGGCAAAGGCAACAAUAACAGCUAAGAGCCUGAAACAGUAAAAUGCAAUAAUCAAGAUGCUGCUGACUUGACAUCAGAACAUCAUCGUCAAGGGCCCAUGGUUCCUCUGCGUAAUCGUGGGACCCAGAACUGCAAGGUGUGUAACAUCCAACGGCUGGGACUGGGAAUAUCAACUUAAGAUGGAACAAGUUGCUCCUGACCGUUGGAUGGAGGAACAGAAGGAAAACGGUCAACCCAUACAAGACAGUCGCGUGGUGGGUGUUGAGACCACAUCUCCGCCCCACAACUUUCCGCCCCAUAAUGACACACAGCACAUCCCCGUGGGGCGUUGUGAGGCGGAGAUGUGAACUCGUGGGUGUUAGGCAUAGAAGUCACUAGACAGACACAGACCAGACCAGCUAUUGUUGUUAUUUUUUAUUUUUUAAUUAUUAAAGUUUUUUA